Molecule: messenger RNA, 1206 nt
Organism: Nematostella vectensis (starlet sea anemone)
Lineage: Eukaryota; Metazoa; Cnidaria; Anthozoa; Actiniaria; Edwardsiidae
Exons: 1
Coding region: 1-1206 (401 amino acids)
Biological process (GO): DNA integration
Molecular function (GO): nucleic acid binding
Source: RefSeq, a predicted model, not a curated record
AUGAGUCUAGUCCGGGAGAAGUUCUGGGUACCAAAGCUGAGGGCUCAAGUAAAAAGGGUCAUACACAACUGCAACAAAUGUAAGCGAUAUCGGAUAAAGCCAGUGUUGACUCCGGGAUCAACAGCCUCAGCACAGCUGCCGUCAUUCCGUACAGAGUUCUCUGAGCCUUUCGACGUAACAGGGGUCGACUUUGCAGGCCCAAUCUAUUAUCGCACCAAGUCCGAGCAAGGCAAGGCAUACAUCGCGCUGUUUACGUGUGCAGCCACUAGGGCAGUCCAUCUAAAGCUCUGCCCGGAUCUAUCAGCACCAAACUUCCAGAGAGCGCUCAAAGAGUUUGUCGCAAGGAGAGGAUGUCCUCAGAUGAUCGUGAGUGACAAUGGAAAGACCUUUGUGGCAACAGGGAAAUGGCUUUCAGUGCUAAAGAAGGACGAAAGUCUAUCAAACUAUUUGGCCUCUCAAGCGAUCAUCUGGAGAUUCAACAUGUCACGAGCACCUUGGUGGGGAGGCUUCUUCGAGCGCCUAGUCGGUGUCAUGAAGAAUGCGCUCUCUAAAGCAGUUGGGAGGAGCCUUCUCAACUACUGCGAGCUUGAGGAUGCGCUCCUAGACGUAGAAACAGUAAUGAACAACCGACCAUUAGUGUACCAGGGGGAAGAGUUUGAUGAACCCGUCAUCACACCCAACCUGUUGCUCAGGGGGAGACCAGUCCCCAUCCUCGAAGAAGACUUAGAGAAGUUGUCAGAUGCCGGAAACGUGACACGACGGAUGAGGUUUAUACAGCGUAGCAAGGAAGACCUGAAGAAGAGAUUCACAAGAGAGUACGUACGAUCUCUAGAGGAGAGACAGCAGAAGCACGAAGAACGCAGUGGUGAACAGCUGAAGGUGCCGGAGAAAGGGCGCGUAGUCCUGCUCAAGGAGGAUGUCAAGAAUAAGGCUCAAUGGAAGAUUGGACGAGUAGUGGAGAAGAUUACAGGAAGAGACGGCGUAGUCCGGGGAGUCAAACUGAAGAUGGGGAACGGAUAUGUGAUAGAACGCCCUCUUCAGUUGAUUUGCGACCUAGAGAUUGGUGGGGAUGAUCCGGGGAUCAAGUUAAACCCUAAGGCGCAAGUAUUCAUCCCAAGAGUUGGGUCAAGACGUCAGGCAAAAGACAGCGCCAAGGACAACAUCAAGUCUUACUGGAAGAAGACUAGAACAUUUAUGCUGCUGUAG